Messenger RNA from Acanthaster planci (crown-of-thorns starfish), 2670 nucleotides. RefSeq names its product peroxisomal membrane protein 11A-like. Gene Ontology annotation, biological process: peroxisome fission. Gene Ontology annotation, cellular component: peroxisomal membrane. Lineage: Eukaryota; Metazoa; Echinodermata; Asteroidea; Valvatida; Acanthasteridae. The record is from RefSeq and is a predicted model, not a curated record.
UCUAGUACAUGUACAGUACAUGUACAGUGGGCACAUACAGUACGCGUGAAUCAAAUGCGUGAGCAGCUUGCAGAUGACGAGAGCUUAAAAUGUCGCAGCAUCAGCAGACCCUUCUCCGAAAUUUCAUCAAGUUUACGUCAUACACAGAAGGACGAGACAAAUUAUAUAGAGUUACACAAUACGCAUCAAGGUUUCUGUUGUGGUAUUACACAAACUAUGGAGGGCCCAAGAACACUGUGCAGACUGUCCAGAACUUGGAAUCUGCUGUCACUACGUCCAGAAAGCUUUUUCGAAUGUUCCGCUCCGCCGAGUUUGCUCAGAAAGCAAUGGACAUGCUGGCCUUGACGGACGACGUUCAGCGCCUGCUGACCGUGAUUGGCUACUCGGGCAAGGCCCUCUGGUUGCUUGUGGAUCAUCUCAUUUGGUUCGGCAAAACCGACAUUUACAGUGUUGACACCAAGAAGUGGAGUCAAAGGUCAGCGUGGUGUUGGUUGAUUGCACUGGUGUCGCUGACCCUAAACGACCUGCGGAAAAUCCAGCUUUUGGCACGGCGCGCCGCGGACAUGCAGCGAGCUGGCACGAUUAAGUCCAUGCAAGGGGCGGAGCUGCAGCGGGACAUACAAAAGGCCCACUUACAGCUCAUCAUCGAUGCCAGCGACCUCUUGAUCCCCCUGUCAGUGCUCGGAUACGUCAGCAAGGGGUGGGGGGCUCUGGGUGGGGUGGUAUCGUCAGUUGUAGCAAUCCACGUUGUGUGGAACAAGAACGUUCAUGGACAAUAAUGGCAACACAACACAAAAAAGUUUCCAGACUGGGUACGCAGCGUCUCCAUGCCUCAACAGUGGUAUGUCAGUGUUGCACUGUUUUAUUCUAAAUGCAAAAAGUCCAUCCUGUAGUGUUAUUCAGUGAUCAGAAUUUGUCCACAUUCCUGUGAUGGCAUGACACGUGGACAGGUAGGGUGGAUGUGCAUCAAGCUGCAGAACGUGCGUAUGGGAGUGCGGUGUCCCCCCUUGUCAUGGCUUCUCGUCCAUGAUUAGUCCAUGAAUUUUUAAUUCUACACUGGCAGUCAACGAAAAUAUAAACCCAUGAUUUCGUCUGAAAAAUUGGUGCAGUAAAAAAAAAAAACAGGUCUUCUAUUUCCCACAAUGUGUUGUCAAGAAAAGAUGAACCAGAUACAGCAUGUCAUGCAUCAGUGACUGCAGCGUCUCCUGGUUUUUGUCAGGUCAUUGGGUCAAAUGUGACAAGUACCGGUUUGGGCAUUCCAUUGGCUGUAUUUAUCAAGGUGGGUUAUGCACACUGUACUACUGCAAUAGCAUAUCUUCCAGUAUGGCCUUUUUAGUAGAAGUGUAGCUGUGGACACGGCAGCACCCCGUAACUUUUGGAUGACUGUCUGUAUCAUGCGUCUUCCAGCAUUUGUUCUUAUUAGCUUGUGUAUUGGCCACUGAACUGGCCAAGUUCAAUCAGCAACCAUUUGCGGUUCACUGGUUGAUUCACCAGGGUAACCUAUGCACAAAAUGUAUGCUGGGUACCAGGUAGAAUCGAUUAGUGGUUGACCAACUGUCACUGGUUAAACUUUGGCACAGCUGCAGGUUUGAGAGAUAACACCAACAUAGCCUGAUUCAAACACUCGGGAUCAGAAGCCAUUGGUGCAGUGGUGAUACACUCAUAAGCAGUUUGUACAUGUAUGCACCUGUCAACCAGUAAGUGCCUCAGAGAGAGGCAUGAUCUGACACGUAUGAGCUUGUAAAACACUGCAUUCUCUCAAAAGUUAAAUUAGACACAAACAGUACAGGGGCCAGUCACAUUAGCAGCAUUUCCCCCAUGGUUAUAAAUUUCUACAAGUGUAUGAAACCCUCCCCCCCCAAAAAAAAAUCCUUUCUAUUCGUAAAUAGGUAUACAGGAUGUAGUUUGAUUGAAACAGUAGAAGACUGUUCUUACAAAGUUGUCAUUCCCUUUGGCAGUCAAAAAUGGGUGGCUCAAAAUGUACCUGUCAGUUUUGAUAUUGAAGUGGACAUUGACUGGCAUUCCAAACCAGAGAUCAAUCUCUGGUCCCAAUGCAGUUGCAGCGUCCUCGCUGAUACAUAACAGGUUGUGGCAUGCUCAAGGCAUGUAAACCCAUCAGGGAAACAAUGCAAAUGUAAUGUAACUUGAUAGCUCUUUUGCUCAGGUUUAAGCCAUUGCCAAAACAAAAAGUGAGUGUGAUGUCACUAGUGAAAUGGAAUUUUCUCGUGUGGUGUGCAUAGAGGCAUCUAUUUUACAACUGAAACUGAAAGAACUCAUUUUCAUCGUCAAGGAGUUACGAGCAUAAACCAUUUCAAAAAUAGAUCAAGACCAAUCAAUAUAAUUGGGUUUAAAAUAGUUUUUUCAUUAUUUACACAUUUUCGUACGCAAAAUGCAGUUUGAGUUUUGCAGUGUUAUCGGUCAGAAUUUUUUGUGGUAACUAUUAUUUUAUUUGAAAAAUAAUUUCUUGUUUUAUUUGCUAAAAAUGUUAUCCAAAGACUGAAAUAUUUUGCCAACUGCAAUAGAAUCUGGGAAAAUACCCAAUGAAAAGGCUAAUAAUGCUGCCAAAUUUGUCACCAAAUUUCAGUCUAUUUGAGACAGCAGCUGCAUUGCUGGCGUCUAACCAUAAACUCCCCAAAACAGUAAACUUUUACAAACUAUGACUUCAAGCUU